Saccostrea echinata is the source of this 2616-nucleotide messenger RNA. RefSeq lists its product as uncharacterized. NCBI's taxonomy places the organism in Eukaryota, Metazoa, Mollusca, Bivalvia, Ostreida, Ostreidae. The record is from RefSeq and is a predicted model, not a curated record. Gene Ontology annotation, molecular function: chitin binding. The transcript is spliced from 14 exons. The coding region runs from base 1 to 2493 and encodes 830 amino acids.
AUGGUACGUCAUCAACCGUCAUCGUGGCUCGGGGUUUUGAGCUGCCUAUUCUUCUUCAUUCAAAUAAUCCCUCUAUCAUCAUCUCAACAGUUGAAUUGUCGAGUCCCAUCAGAUAUAGUGUUUGUAUUGGACGGUUCAGAAAGUCUAAAAGACGAUGACUUUAAAAGUAUGAAAAAGUUUGUGAACAAUUUAUUACUGGGUUAUCCAGUGGAAGAAAACUACACGAGGAUCGGCGUGAUUGUAUUCGGAACCUAUCCGGCCGAUACCAUAGAACUUACGUCAACGUACAACAAGUAUUUAUUGGCGGCAAGGAUUGAAAAUCUUGCUCACCCAAAAUCCGGUACCGGAACUGCUCGGGCGCUAGAGGCCAUGAGAGAAAUGUUCCGAACAAAAAGUUCACGGGACUUUGUACAUCGUGUGGGAGUGGUCAUCACGGACGGUCGCUCCGCUCGACCGGAUCAGACGAAAAACCAGGCAGCCAUGGCACGUGCGGAAGGCAUCACUCUGUUAGCUAUAGGAUUCGGAUCUAGCAUUUUCACAACGGAAUUAGAAACAAUAGCAACUGCCUCCAACGUAUUCAGUGUGGCUAAUUCUUUCAAUGACUCUUUGGAGAGAGUAGACGCUGCUUUAAGACCCUUGGUCUGUGAAGCACCCCCUGUUAUUGUAUUAUCUGGCGGGUCUACUGUUCUUCUCGGAGGAAGUAUCAUCUUGACUGCAACGAUAAGCACAGCGUCCAAUAUAACCUCCAUGAAAUGGCAGAAGGUCACCGGAAGUGGCGUAGUUACAGAUAUAGACAUUGCGUCCUCUUCUGGGAAAUACUCCGGAAGCACUGUUUCGUCAUUGAACCCAAGACUCGUUAUCAACAAUGCUAAUUAUAAUGAUGGCGCCAUCUAUAGGCUUGUGGUAACAAACACUGGAGGGGAGACUACCAGUAACCUUAUUGAAAUCCGAGUUGUCGAACUCCCAAGCAUUACCAUAACCGGAAGUUCUAUCGUAGGAUACGGAAGUACAGCUACAUUGUCAGCUGUUAUUUCAGCAACCGUCCAAAUUCUGUCCGUCAGAUGGCAGAAAGUGUUCAGUAACGGUGCCGCCUAUGACAUCGACGUGAUCGGAACUUCCGGAAAAUACAGCGGAAGCACUAACUCUAUAACUAACCCUGUGCUUGUGAUCAAUGGAGUUGACACCACGGAUGAGGCUAAUUACCAGUUAGUAGUCACAACAGCUCUAGGAGAGGUGUCUAGUAACCAGAUAAACCUAAUCGUUACCGGAGGCCCCACCAGUCCAAUCACUACAACAAGAGCUUUACCUUUCACAACAGACAGAAUCAACUCAAUAGCACCUGAGAUUUGUCCAAACUGUAUUAUUGGCCGGAACUGGGGCUACAAAUCCGUGGCGGGAGACUGUACAAAGUUUAUCUACAUGUUACCUGACGCUGAUGGGAAGGCAUUAGAAUUUAUGCACGUGUGUCCCUGGGGUCAGUUUUGGAAUUUGAAUCAUCUGACAUGUCAACCCGCCCACGAAGUAUAUUGCCCAGACAGUCCUUGUAUCGGGAAAAUUGCUGGUACAAUAGCCAUGGCAGACUACUGUAGUGCGUUCUGGGUAUGUCUUAAUGGAACAGCCGUGGCCUCCUGUUGUCCCUCGGGCAAUAACGCUUAUGUACAGGGCGUGGGGUGUACCGCAGAUCCAACGUGUUUGUCAGAAUGUCCACCAAAAGAUAAUAGAAUUGUCGCCCCUGUUGUUUGCACCAACUUCCCUGACCUAUCUGACGAAGAGAGGUUUAUACAAAUGGCACCAUCGGGCAAUAUCUCUAUGCGUUGUCCGCUAGGAACCGCUUUCGUCGCCGCUGACUGCGGCUGCACCAAAAUGGUCACUAUUCUGCCGUCCUCUAACCUCAAUGAAUGUAAACCGGAAGUAAUUAUGACCUUUGAUGACCUGUCUAGACCAUUUGCGGACUCCUCCACGAAUGGUAUCACCGUCACAUAUGAAUACGUUGAUGUGGAUCCAGCUAUGAGAAUGGCUAAAUUCAACGGAUCCGGAAUGAUCAAUCUCUAUCGUUUCGCAUUCGUUGAUUUCCAGGAAAGCCUUGUUAUCAGGCUUGAGUUCCAGGAACUACCAGGUGGCGCUGAACAGCAGGCUCUGGUUACCAACUGUAUCUUCUCGUAUCAGGAAGAGGCCACGAUUUCGAUGAUUGUUGAUAAGAAAAUCAGCGCUGUUAUCUUCGGUUUGGAGACUUCCGACGCUAAGGCAGAGUUCAUCGUGCCUUACACGAGAAAUGUAAUGAAUAAGGUGAUCUUUAUCUACAACGGAGAGAAUGCUGUGGCCGUCAUUAACAACGUGAGAGCGAACGUCAGACUCACAGGACACAUAAUUAGAAGACAAAGUGGUAUAGUGAUAGGGGCCGGAAGUCGAUUGGGGCACUUUACCGGAUAUGUUGAUAACUUUGAACUUUUCAUGUGUCUACCAACGGAAGUUGAACAGUAUCUGAAAGACUAACAUGUACAGAUGUGAAUAUAUACCACACAGAGUGUUAAACUAUCAAAUUUACAGUGGACGAGAAACUGUGUACAUAUAGACCUAUACGGAUAUUUUUUUUUAAUGAAAUAGCUUUGUAAAUAU